AUGCUGCCCCCUGGAAACUUUUUCCCCACCCUCAUCGUCUUCCACCUCUUCGCCCUCCACAUGCCCAUCACUCUUUCGGGACUCAUCGAUGCGCCUUUCGGCAAAUUCGCAAGCCAUGGCAGUCGCCUGAAUAUCAAUGGUAAUCUCGGAUGGGCCGCCAUGGAGAUAGUCUCGCCUGUGACGUUCAUGGUUGCUCUCUACACACAUGAUCACCCCCCUCUGAAUCUUUCAGCAAGGUUACUUCAGGUGAGCACUCCUUUCAGGAAGCGAGAAGGCUACAGCUGA
Messenger RNA from Cryptococcus wingfieldii CBS 7118, 285 nucleotides. RefSeq lists its product as hypothetical. NCBI's taxonomy places the organism in Eukaryota, Fungi, Basidiomycota, Tremellomycetes, Tremellales, Cryptococcaceae. The record is from RefSeq and is a predicted model, not a curated record. The coding region runs from base 1 to 285 and encodes 94 amino acids. The transcript has 3 exons.